AUGGGAAAUACAGUAGUUAAAAAAGCGUCAAACAUAAAUGAAUUUAAACAAGAUGUUUUCAAAAUAAAUUCACUGAUUAAUAAUAGGAAUAAAAAAGCUACAGAUACAAAUAUAUAUAUAACAUUAUCAGUCGAUAUACCAGAUAAUGAAAUAGUUACAGAAACCAUUUUAUGGAAAUUACUUGUUAAUGUUUCAAUUUUAGUUUUUAAUAAAAAAAAUGAUGGAAAUUAUAAAAAUGAAGAACCAAUAUUAAAUUCAAAAUUAACAUUUGGAGAAUUUUAUAGUUUUUUAAAUAAUAUACAAUUAUAUUUUGAAAAAGAAGAUUCAAAAAAUAAAAAUAAUUCAACAACAAUAGCAACAACAACAACAACAGCGGAAGAAAAAUUUAAAAUUGAAGAAGAGGAGGAUAAUCUUUGUCCAAUUUGUUUUGAUAAAGAAGCAACAUUUGUUGUAUCAAGUGAUUGUUUUCAUGCAUUUUGUCCUGAAUGUGCAGAGGAUUGGAAAUCAAGAUCAAAUUUAUGUCCACUUUGUAGAAGAGAAAAUAAUAAUUCAAAUAAAUUAGAUUUUAUAUUAAUUGAAGAUAUUCAAAAUGAACCCUUAUUGGAUUUUAUUAGUAAUAUUUUAAUUCAAAUAAAAAAAUAA
Messenger RNA from Dictyostelium discoideum AX4, 642 nucleotides. RefSeq lists its product as hypothetical. The record is from RefSeq and is a predicted model, not a curated record. The transcript is spliced from 3 exons. Lineage: Eukaryota; Evosea; Eumycetozoa; Dictyosteliales; Dictyosteliaceae. The coding region runs from base 1 to 642 and encodes 213 amino acids.